AUGUCGAGCAACUGGGAUGUGAGCAAUCAACGCUCCCGCCGCCGGACAGAGCGCGUCGUCGUGGACUUUGACGACGCUUCAACGCUCAUGGCGAGUGCUGCGGAGAGGAAGGUUCACUCGGCGUCAGAGCCACUCAGCGAGACGUACGGCGAGUGCACCAUUGGGUCUGUGGCCCGCAUUUUGGACAUGCUGGGCAAUCUUUCUGCCUUUGUGCAGGAGAACUACCAAGGCCGGCUUGCCGUCCCGUACGAUGCCAAGUUUGAUCUCGGUCGCGACUCCAAGUUCCUCGACGUCGGGUCUGGGUUUGGCAAGGUCGUCUUUCAUGCCAAGCUUGCGCGUCAUGUUACCGAAUCGGUGGGAAUCGAAUGCGUCUCGAUGCGCCACAACAUUGCCGACCACAUUCGCCAAAUGGCUGCCGCAUGGGAGAUUCCAGAGCUUUUGGUGGACGAAAACGCGCCCACCCCUCCUCCCCGCCGCACCUUCACCAAUCCCUCAACCCCGAUCGGCUCGAAAGCCUCCAGCGCGGCGGCGUCUCCUGCGGCCGUUGCCACUGACAUCCAUACCCUGGAUUCCAAAAGCGACUCGGCCAGUGCGGUCGAGUCGACGCUUGAUGGUACCCAAGGCGGUGGCGAGCCUCGUUCCAAUGCGGGGGUUGCCGACACGCUGACAGCACAACCCAUGGAUGUCGACGCGUCAGCCUCCUCCGACAAUGGGCACUCUCAAGCGGCGGGAAUGCAGCAUCCUUCGGAGGACUCGGUCCCUUCGGCAGUCGCAACUCCCAUGGAGAUCGAGCCGAGUGCUGCUGCUGCAGCUGCUGCAGGCAGGGGCGGCAAGGCCAGGACGGUGAAAAGCUCAAAGCUGCCCCAGCCUGGUGUGAGGUCGCUGCUCGACACGAACGGCUUGCUCUUCUGGUUUGGAGACGCCACUCGCUACGCCUCACUCGACUAUACACACAUUUACUGCUUUGACAAGGUGUUUUCACCCAUGCUCUUGCAAGAGAUGGCCAAAACGCUCAACCGCUCUGAUUUCUACAUUUUGGUGAGCUAUCAUGCUCCGGAAGUGUGGUUUUCCCUUGGCCUGUUCAAGAUCUUCCCUCUGGGUGUCUGCCCCAUGAAAUCUACUGGCAAGGAACAUUUCACGGCGUACAUUUACCUGAAUGUGGUAGCAGCCAAAGCAGCUCUUCUUCGUGGCUGA
Messenger RNA from Capsaspora owczarzaki ATCC 30864, 1194 nucleotides. RefSeq lists its product as hypothetical. The record is from RefSeq and is a predicted model, not a curated record. NCBI's taxonomy places the organism in Eukaryota, Filasterea, Ministeriida, Capsasporidae. The transcript has 2 exons. Gene Ontology annotation, molecular function: histone H3K79 methyltransferase activity. Bases 1 to 1194 code for a protein of 397 amino acids.